GAACAUACUUCUUUGAGGAGAAAGGUCUUGCAUUUUCUCACUUUUGCAGGGUAGGCCAAGUCACUUGGAAUGGACUCGUGACUCAGACUUACUGGGAGUUCUUACCGGUGGAUGCGCCUCAGCCGCCUGGUACAAUGGCUCCGAGCAAGCUAUUAGCUGUUCUGAUGGUGUUGUUUGCAUCGUUGCAGACCAGUUUGGCGUUCACCAAACCUGGAAUAAAAGACUUGAGCCUUGAACUGGUUGCUCCCGGCGAUGUCUCUGUGAAGUGGAUGACGCUGACACUGUCGGAGAACGCCACCAUCGACUUCAAGGGCGUAUGCCACUCGGUAGGUGCGGCAACAGUUCAUUUGAAAUACCGACUGAUAACAACGCAGUGUUACCGCUAUCUAGACAGAUUCGACGAAAGUAUGGUAGUUCAGGAAGCCUUUGACUACAUGUACUUUCCCGUGUUGGGGACAGAGUGGGUGAACAUCUCUCAGAAUUGCAAAGCGAGUACGAGUGGUAGUGGCGAGCCGUUGUUGUUCACCGAGUUGGCUCCCGAGAGAGCCUGGCUGAAGGAUACCGCAUACAACAACACCUGUCUGGAUCCUGUGGCCGGACUGAAAGGGAACGCCAGCAAGGCUGUGGACGACAAGUCGUCCAAGGUACCUCCAAAUAUGCCAGUAGCAAAGGCACCAUCGUGGAAAGUGUCUACUGCACAGGUAACAGGAGUAAAUACACCAGCUGUGGAAACGCCAGUCAUGAAAGAGCCUGCAGUGAACCCCACAGGAACAAAGAAGCGGUCGCUAAGUGUGAGUGUGAGCGAUCUGAUGGAGGCCGUGCUUCAAGGGCGCACGCGGCGCAGCGCUCCGUUCUACAAGACGUUCGAGAAGGAGGUGGUGUGCACGACGACCAAGCGCCGGGUGUUUGCGCUGGUCUUCGCCGCGCAAGCUGACCCCGUGCCUAACGGUGGUGUUCUGAACGUCACCGUGGGUAUAACAGUAGAGAUGAAGAACCGCUGGGGAUACCUGUCUGCGCUCGACUAUCCCAAUCUGAUCUUCUACGGCAUCAUGACCGCCCUGUACUCGCUGUAUGCAUUCGGCUGGUUGCUUGCACUCAUGUGCCACUACAAGGAUUUGCUGCGUGUCCAGUUGUGGAUUGGCGCAGUCAUUGCCCUGGGUAUGGUUGAGAAGGUGUUGUUCUUCAGCGAGUAUUACCGUGGCAACGCCGAGGGCAGAGAGGGCAUGUCGUUGCUUGUUACUGCUGAGAUCGUGUCGGCGAGCAAGCGCACACUGGCCAGACUUCUCAUCAUCAUCAUCUCACUGGGCGUUGGCAUCGUACGGCCACGCCUUGGUUCCAAAGUCGUCCUCGUUGCCGGCAUCGGUAUCGUGUACUUCAUCGCCGCGUCGGUCGACGGUAUUUUGCGCGCCAUGGCCAGCUCCGAGGAAGUCGCCACGCCCAAGGGCAGUAUGCUGUCGGUGGCAAUUCUUCUGCUCGACGUCGGAAUUGUCUACUUCAUCUACAAGUCGAUCAAGGACACAAUGCGAAUACUGCGCCUGCUUCAAAACACAGUCAAGCUCUCGCUCCACCGGCACUUCUCCAACGCCAUCAUCUUCGCCAUGGUCACCUCCAUGGUGUUCUGCACAUGGGCGUACAUGCAAAUCCUCUCCUCGGCCUGCAUCCGCGACUGGCAGGAUAUCUGGCUGCUGAAUGGCUUCUGGCACAUUCUCUUCAGCCUCCUGCUGCUCUUCGUGAUGGUGCUGUGGAGGCCAUCGGAGGACAACAGCCGCUACGCUUACUCGUCGCCCGCCGAUCUCGCCAGCAAGGAGGACAAACCUGAGCAGAUGUCCAGUGACGGGUUUGAGAGUAUGAAGAUGCGCAACCUAGGUUAGGGAGUAACGUGAUAUUGGUGUGUUUACUUUCCUGUGUCUUGUUGCUGGUCAGGCUUUCCUUUUGUUCCUGACGAGUCAUCUUGUCUGUUCUUCGUUGCAAUAUUCAAUACUACGCACUAUAAAGCCCAUUAUUGUAACGAGGCGCAUAUGUAACGAUCCCACAAAAUUGACUAGUUUACGUGUACCAAAGGUAACGAUUCUCACUCAUUCUCAACGCUCAAUAGGGCAGUAUAUGUAUCGAUUUCUGUAUAACGAUUUCUGUUUUAACGACAAGUUUCUCCUCGUUAACUCGUUAGAGUUAGCACUUCGUUAUAUAAGUAUGGCUUUUACAGUGUUCAAUGAUCACGUAGCCUAAUUUGAUGAUGGUACAUGGUGCAGUGAACUGGUUUCAGUUCGACCUCCACCAAUUGCGCUCUCUGGCCGACCUCAGAAUUAUGUCGUUACUCGUGAAGUGUCCGUACUCGCAAAGCCCCUUUAAAGAUGUAUACUGAGUAUGAAUCCAUAUUUUGUAUAGUAUGACAUGCAAAAUCAAAAUGUGCUGUGCCCGUUACGUUUA
Molecule: messenger RNA, 2427 nt
Organism: Sycon ciliatum
Lineage: Eukaryota; Metazoa; Porifera; Calcarea; Leucosolenida; Sycettidae
Product: transmembrane protein 87B-like
Exons: 1
Coding region: 135-1871 (578 amino acids)
Biological process (GO): retrograde transport, endosome to Golgi
Cellular component (GO): Golgi apparatus; membrane
Source: RefSeq, a predicted model, not a curated record